Messenger RNA from Giardia duodenalis, 1485 nucleotides. RefSeq names its product Vacuolar ATP synthase subunit C. Gene Ontology annotation, molecular function: proton-transporting ATPase activity, rotational mechanism. The coding region runs from base 1 to 1485 and encodes 494 amino acids. NCBI's taxonomy places the organism in Eukaryota, Fornicata, Diplomonadida, Hexamitidae. The record is from RefSeq and is a predicted model, not a curated record. The transcript has a single exon. Gene Ontology annotation, biological process: proton transmembrane transport. Gene Ontology annotation, cellular component: vacuolar proton-transporting V-type ATPase, V1 domain.
AUGCCAAAUCACAGUGUUGUAAGCACCGAAACUCUAUCGGAGCAUCAAGUCUUCGUCAUGAGUGAUGCAUCUUGCUGCUCCACCAUGAGCACAAAGCCACAGGAUCGCUCGGACAUCGGUCUUUUCGUGGUGAAAAACACAAUCAAAGCCAUUGAGCCGUCCCAUAAAGGCACCACAAGCGUGACAGUCAAUAAUAUGCCAGUCCUUAGAUCCGAUGGCCAACACUCUGCAAACCCUAAGCAAAAGAAGAAUCAACCGACUCUCCUGACAGUUUAUGGGUUUGCCACUAACGACAGGAAGUUCAACUAUCUCCUGAAAUUGAGACAGGCCUCUAACGGUGGCGUUGUUGAGCCUGUGCUGGUUUCUGAGCGACUCUCGCUGCCAGUGGAUCAGUGUCUUACGGUCCACGACCAAGUCAAGAAGCUUAAGGUGUCUGUGCUUGGCCUGCUAGAAAGAUAUGAAAGGGUUAUCUACACGGGUAAAGAGAAGAUGGGAAAGCACUUCGAUUACACCGUUUUCGUUACUGAUCAAAACUCGCGACUUCGUGAGCUCUUCUGGUUGGACUUUACUCGCGAGAGGGUGCUGACAAGUCAUACAAUAGAGAGCGUGUUUCUGGAAUACGAUCGUUGCCAGGAGGAAUUCACACGCCUCAACACGAAAUACACCAACCUACUGGCUGAGUAUAAUAAGGUGGAUGCUGAGAUUAAGGCCUUUGAAAAGAUGAACGAUGUCAGCCUGUUGUCAUGUUCUCUGGCCAAGUACGUCAAUGUGCAGAACCUUGACGAUUUCUUUACCACUGACUAUCUCACGUGUUGUCUUAUCGUAGUGCCAAAGACAGGCGUUAAUGAAUUUCUUGCUGAGUAUGCUGCUCUCGGCUGUGAGGAUGCUGAUGGGGCGAAGAAGAAAGGAAGGCCUGAUCAACCAACAGUAACACCAACCCUUCCACUUGAUGGGGACAGUGCAGUGUUGGGCGUUGUUCCAGGGUCUGCUCGUAGGCUGAAGGAUGACUCCACACACGCUCUCUUCUCGGUUAUUCUCUUCAAGAAAGACCAGCAACGCUGUCUAGAUUACUUCCGAGAGAAGAAGUGGAUUGUUAGGGAGUACAUUCCCGAAGAAGCAGACGCUGGUUCGGAAGGAAGAUUGGCGACCCUAACGCACGUGAAGGCUGACCGUGAGAAGGCCUUUCAACAGCACAUUGAAAGUACUCUUGCUGCCUGUUUGGCACUUGCCAUUGACACCUCUAUUCUAGAGCUGUAUAUAGAGGCCCAGCUUCGCUUUGGCGCAGACUUCCAAAUGCUCAUGUUCAUGAGCAGCGGAGUAACCAGGAAAGGGCUCAAACAAAUUGUCAACUAUUCGUUCAAUGAGCUGUUGAACGGGUGCGACCAGAGGGUCUAUGACGUGGAUGUUGAAGCUGAGAAUCCCUAUCUACCGUUUGUGCUCUGCUCUACCAAAUUGGCAGAUGAAGCAGCCAUUAAGGCUAAGUGA